This is a messenger RNA of Aureobasidium vineae, 258 nucleotides long. The record is from the annotation of a GenBank genome assembly. NCBI's taxonomy places the organism in Eukaryota, Fungi, Ascomycota, Dothideomycetes, Dothideales, Saccotheciaceae.
AUCAGCUUCAAGGUCGAGGGCGAAGUCCAGGGUGUCAACUUCAGGAGCUUCACAGUCAAGCAAGCCAAGUCUCUGGGAAUCACCGGUCACGUUCAGAAUGCUUCUGACGGCAGCGUCACAGGUGAAGCACAAGGUGACAGCAGCGCCCUAAAAGAGUUCCAGCAGCACCUCAACAAAGGUCCUUCGGCUGCUAGUGUGACAAAGCUCGAUGUCAAUGAUAUCAAGACCAAGGAAGGCGAGAGCGAUUUCACCCAAUAA